AUGUCCAGAUCGGGUGAUAGAACAUCCACCUUUGACCCAACACACAGUGACACCCUGCUGCACGGGCUCAACCUCUUAUGGAGAAAACAGCUUUUCUGUGAUGUGACUCUCACUGCCCAGGGACAGCAGUUCCACUGCCACAAAGCUGUGCUGGCAUCCUGCUCCCAGUAUUUCAGAUCCCUCUUCUCCUCCCACAAUGUAAUCAACAAUGAGGGAAGCAAAGGGGACCAGGGCAGUAGUGGGACCCCCUCAUCCUCUCCUGAUGACAAGCUGGUGACCCCCAGCGCCAGGCCCAUCAAUAACCUGGUACUCCAGGGCUGCUCCUCCAUUGGACUACGAUUAGUGCUGGAGUACCUGUAUACUGCCAACGUUACUCUUUCCCUGGACACGGUGGAAGAGGUGCUGUCAGUCAGCAAGAUCCUCAACAUCCCCCAGAUCACCAAGCUCAGCGUGCAGUUCCUCAAUGACCAGAUCUCCGUGCAGAACUACAAGCAGAUCUGCAAGAUUGCUGCACUCCACGGACUGGAUGAGACCAAGAAGCUGGCCAACAAGUACCUGGUGGAGGAUGUGCUGCUGCUGAACUUUGAGGAGAUGUGUGCCAUGCUAGAUGCUCUGCCACCCCCGGUGGAGUCAGAGCUGGCUCUCUUCCAGAUGUCAGUCCUCUGGCUGGAGCAUGACCGGGAGACUCGCAUGCACUAUGCACCGGACCUUAUGAAGAGGCUGCGCUUUGCCCUCAUACCUGCCCCAGAGCUGGUGGAGAGGGUGCAGUCUGUUGACUUCAUGAGGAGUGACCCUGUGUGCCAGAAACUACUCCUGGAUGCCAUGAACUACCACCUCAUGCCCUUCAGGCAGCACUGCAGGCAGACCACGGCCAGCAGAAUCCGUUCCAAUAAGAGGAUGCUGUUACUGGUGGGUGGUUUGCCUCCUGGACCUGAUCGUCUCCCCAGCAAUUUGGUCCAGUACUACGAUGACGAGAAAAAGACAUGGAAGAUCCUCACAA
Molecule: messenger RNA, 1000 nt
Organism: Stegastes partitus (bicolor damselfish)
Lineage: Eukaryota; Metazoa; Chordata; Actinopteri; Pomacentridae
Gene: klhl14
Product: kelch-like family member 14
Exons: 2
Cellular component (GO): neuronal cell body; neuron projection; endoplasmic reticulum
Molecular function (GO): protein binding
Source: RefSeq, a predicted model, not a curated record